This is a messenger RNA of Aspergillus mulundensis, 3339 nucleotides long. RefSeq lists its product as uncharacterized. The record is from RefSeq and is a predicted model, not a curated record. The coding region runs from base 1 to 3339 and encodes 1112 amino acids. The transcript is spliced from 5 exons. NCBI's taxonomy places the organism in Eukaryota, Fungi, Ascomycota, Eurotiomycetes, Eurotiales, Aspergillaceae.
AUGAGGGUGCAGUUCCUCCUGUUGUUUGUCUGCCUAUGCCCUGCUCUAUUUGCCUUUGUCGCAAGUGUUCCCCAUGUCGAUCGUCGCGGAUAUGGCCCUCUGCUAGCUAGAGACUCUGAGAGUAACGAUGCGUCCAAUGCGACAAUCCCAACUGCGAAUGCGACGAGCAAUGCGACGGCGACAGAGAGCUCCAACUCGACCGCAGCCUCUGCCACUCCAGUGGCCACGGUGAACGCCUCGGAACCGGUUGAAGACAAUGGCGCCAAUUCAACCGCACCCGGAGAGCUCCCGAUCCAACCCUCCGUAACACCCGCUCUCGGAGUCGGCGGGUUUAUCCUGCUAGUCACUGGCAGUGUUCUGGCAUUGAUUGGAGUGCGGAAUCUAUGGAUCCAAGUCUUCUUAUCCUCCGCUUUCCUGACAAGUCUUGGAGUCACGGUGCUCAUCGUCUACGUCAUGAGUCCGCCAGUCCGAGUUGCAAUACAAGGCGCGUACCUCGUAGCGAUCUUCUUCACGGGAGUGACAUUCGGCGCACUCGCCAUAGUCUUCAAAGAACUGGCUGAAGGUCUCGGCUGUCUGCUAGGCGGUUUCUGCACGAGCAUGUGGCUGCUUUCCACGCGAUCCGGUGGACUGAUCAAAGCAACGGACGCGAAAACUGGAUUCAUCGGUGCGAUCUCUGUUGCAUUCUACGCUGUUUCGUUCAGUCACUAUACCCGGCCGUACGGGUUAAUUGUUUCGACAUCCAUUGCUGGUGGUACGGUCGUUUCUUUGGGGAUUGACUGCUACAGUGAAGCUGGAUUGAAAGAAUUUUGGCUUUACCUUUGGGCGUUGAACGAUGACAUCUUUCCCCUCGGAACGGAUACGUACCCGGUUACUCGAUACAUCAAGGUUGAGCUCGCGGCCACAGUCAUUGUAGCCAUUAUGGGCGUGAUUUCGCAACUGCGCCUAUGGAAGGUCGUGCGUGAGCGAAGAGCGCGCGAAGACGAAAAGCGGCAGGAAGAACAGAGACAGAAAGACGAAGCCGAAGCAGAGGUCGGGAAACGCUUGGAAGAGGAUAAUCUGAAAGAGCGCAUGGAAUGGGAGGCUAAAUACGGCGACCACGAGCCCGGAGCGUCUGACAGCUCGGCGAGCAUUCCUGAACUAGCAGCGAGCCACACGGAUGAGACAGACGGCCAGGACAAAGAGAAGGAUGAUGCAGAGAAAAAGAGUAUCGCGGACUCUGCAGUUUCUUAUCGCUGCUCUGACUGCAGGGCACGCGGGAACGAUGAUUCUUCGGAUACCAACAACACCGGGAGUGAAACCCAGCGUCAGGAUACAGACACAGACUCGGCGGAAAAGGAAACCUGCACUCCAAGUGAAGACGUACAGGGGGAUGGUAGCUACCCCAAAGCUCUGCGCGGUGUGAUAUUGGAUGACAAGAGCUCGGAUAUGACAGCGAUUGUCGGGUCCGAGACAGCCUCCGUCUACUCGAAGCGAUUAUCCGUGCUUUCACGCAAGGCCUCUGCCAAGAGCGCGGCAAAGUCCGUCAAAAGUGCCGCAAAGCCUGUUUCGGAUUUCCAAGAGGCUUUGGUAGCUCGCGCUGACGAUGUGGAUUCUACAUUUGGCGUUGUGGACGAUGCGGAAUCUGAUUGUCACACAGUUGCUGCGCACAGCCAGUACCAGGCCAUGUUGGACGAGGAGCUACCUGCAACGGCAGACGAUCUCGCUGCUACGGACGCGUCGCCAGUGAAAAGAGAAGCAGGUGCACAGGUGCACACCCAGAGCAAGUCAGUGGCAGAGAAAGAAGACAUACCGCAGCGUACAGAAAGCUCUACCGACAAUGCUCUCGAAAAUGAUCAGAUCCAGAAACCGACUAAGGCUAUCACGUCAAAGCCGGCCAACAUCAAGGACAGCAGGGUUGACUCUGCGGAAGCAUGUUGGCAACCAGAUGAAACCAAGAAGCAGUCGACCGAGACUCAAGCUGAAGUGCCAAAAGACUCCGCUGGGCUUCAGAGCUCAGGAGAGCAAGUGCAGGCUGAGCAUCAGCCGGGCGUCAUUACAAACGUCGCACGAUCACAGAACGAGGCUAUUAGCCAACACGACGAGGAUGAUCGACCAGAGGAAAAGCCUUCCAAAGGCAAAGAUGACCCUGAAACACAGGGUGAAACUGGGAACGCUCAACCGGAUAAGCCAGACCAAACCGGUCAGGCUGACAUCAAGGGCGAGCCCAGGGAGGACUCCACAACUCCUGAAAAACCCGCCGAAGAAGACAAUAAUUCGACCGGAUUAUUGAAGGAGGACCUUUCGAAGGAGAAAGCCCCGAACAAAGAUGAACCCAAGCGUCUGAACGCAGAGACGGUGGAACAAAUCCCAAAACACACAUCAAGGGUCGUCCAAGCGUACCGCAUGAACGAAUGGGCCAAACAUCUAGCGAAUGCUGAUAUCCCCGAACCAGAACCUAUCCAGUUCUUUGAAGACCGACAGCCAGACCCGGCUGAGGAAGAGGCCGCGCCGGUCAAUGUGACGGAAUUGUUACAAACGCCACUGAACGCGCAGCCGCCCCCAGCUGUUGAGUCUCGGAAGGACACAAACGAAGUCCACCACAAACACGAUUCUCGAACAGGUUCGCUAAAAAAGAAGAGAAGAUCAAAGUCUCCCAGACGGCUUUCUGGCCAGUCAUUUGGUUCAGCGCAUGUCUCCCAUAAUUUGGCCCCUGCGGUGCAACCACAAAUAGGUAACAUUGCCACUCCAUCUUCAGUCACGCUCUUGCCUGGUGAACAAGGCCGCGAUGACAGCGAGAAGGCGAAAUCACGCUGGAAGGGACCGGCACCUCUCAUCGCCGUGCGGGAGGACAUGAUGCGAAGCCGCCUGUCGUCUCUUUCCCUCCCAACCGACCCCUAUGCGCGCCACAGCACUGGGCAAUCACCCACGGACUUCUCAUCGCGGUAUCCGUCUGGUUCGACCUUUGCGAUACCCGAGGAGGACGACGACGACAUCCCUCUGUCUCAGCGCCGGACAAUGCUCCACCAACAGGCAUCCCCGGUUUCACCGACGAACGCCGCGCCGUCCAGAUGGAACAAUCCCGGCGUGCCAUCGAGGGCGAACUCCCCAGCUGUCCUGGCAGCGUGGCGGGAGUCUGUCCGGGAUGACCUUGGGAGACGGGACCCGCUGAAACUUGCCCAGUCGACGACCCCAGGCAUCGGCGCCUCGCCGUACAGCCAGCUGGGCCAACCCAACUCUCCAGCUAGCCUUGGGGAUAAGAUCGCUGAAGGGAUGCAGAGAGGCGACAUGAGCGACUUGCAUCGGGAGGCCCUGCGGCGGAUGCAAGCCAAAGCCAAUCAAAGCGUCAAUCGGCAGAUAUGA